Molecule: messenger RNA, 371 nt
Organism: Racocetra persica
Lineage: Eukaryota; Fungi; Glomeromycota; Glomeromycetes; Diversisporales; Gigasporaceae
Source: the annotation of a GenBank genome assembly
UUACAUCUUUGUCUACAAAUACGAAUGCUAGUACACCAAAAGUUCCACCACAAGCUACGUCUCAACUUACUGCAUUUAUGCAAACAGUACUUCAAUCUGUUAAUCCAAUACAAAUAUUGGCUAUUCAAGAACAUUUGUGCCAUCCUCAGGUGGCGGCUCAUAUGUCUAUCAAGCAAAAAAAUACAUUAAUUAGUCAAUUAACGAUAAUCCAUCAGUUGUUAAUGUCGACACAAUUAGCACAACAGAAAUCUCAGCAGAAAUCAGUUCAUUUACGAACACAGUCUCCUGCAAUGAAAGAAACCAAAAAUGAUAAAUGGUUGUUUCCAAAAGAUGCAAUACUAGAAGCAUUGUCAAUGUCAGAACUUUAUGAU